Colletotrichum navitas is the source of this 653-nucleotide messenger RNA. RefSeq lists its product as uncharacterized. The coding region runs from base 91 to 549 and encodes 152 amino acids. The record is from RefSeq and is a predicted model, not a curated record. The transcript has a single exon. NCBI's taxonomy places the organism in Eukaryota, Fungi, Ascomycota, Sordariomycetes, Glomerellales, Glomerellaceae.
CCCCUGAUGCCUUGAUGGAAGGUUCCAUGGUUUCUAGUAGAGACUAAUGGAAAAUGUCCCCCGGCCCAUUCCCUCUUCCGACUCCCAUCCAUGCAUCCCAUGAGGGCCUCAAUACUUCAUGGUCUUCCCCAGGACGAGUACCUGGCCAACGGGUCAGUUUAUGGGGUCGCCAACCCCCCCCUUCCCCCCCCUUGCGCGGUCGUUUGUCGUUCGAUUUUGUUAUUUCUUUCCAUGCAAUAUUCCCAACCUGACGGGGUGAAUGCAACGUCGGUUCCGGUUCCGCCUCGUUUAAGCCUUCUCCCUCCCUUCCUCUUCCGGAAACCCACCCUCCCUAUUUCUUUUCUGUCAAGGCAAGACGACCCUAAGGCAACACGGGGCAGCAGAAGGUUUGGCGGAAGUCUGGUCGAGCCAACCCCGUGUGCCGAGAUGAACUGGUCGCAUCUCAUCCCAUACGCGAACGGGCGGCUCCGUCAGCGGCCCUGCGGGGCGGAAGGGGGCAGAGAACGUUGGCACGCGAGGAAUAUCCUGCCUCGCUCGCACUUUGCAUGAGCGACUUUCCCCGGCGCCUUGAUGUUGAAAGCUUGUAUCUUACGGUUCCGGGGGCGGCUCCGCGGUGGCGGUGCUUACCACGCCUGGGGUUUUUUUUUUUUUUU